Molecule: messenger RNA, 3204 nt
Organism: Drosophila willistoni
Lineage: Eukaryota; Metazoa; Arthropoda; Insecta; Diptera; Drosophilidae
Gene: Shal
Product: potassium voltage-gated channel protein Shal
Exons: 6
Coding region: 574-2289 (571 amino acids)
Biological process (GO): protein homooligomerization; potassium ion transmembrane transport
Cellular component (GO): voltage-gated potassium channel complex; membrane
Molecular function (GO): protein binding; A-type (transient outward) potassium channel activity
Source: RefSeq, a predicted model, not a curated record
AUAAUAUUAAAAGAAAAAACGCAAAUCGCAAGGCACACAAAAUGGGGCAAACAAUGCAACAAAAAAAAGUGCGGCUAAAUGGAAUGUAAAAGGAGAAAAAAUCAAGUGUACGGAUAGAAGGCGAAAAGUUUGCAACGUAUAAUUGAAUCAUAUCCUGUGGGUGAAUCCUUAAUGAGUAAACAAAGAAGAAGCACUCCGAAAAAUGACAGCAAUAAGUCAAAGCAAUAAAACACAGCGAGCGAGUAAGGGAGAGAGAAAGAGGAAAGCCUAAUAAAAGAGGAGAAAAGAAGUAAAAUCAUCGGGUCAAAGUUUUGUGCAACUUUUGGGCAAUAAGCAAAAGAAAUUAAAAAUUAAUUAACAAGAAAUACAUAAAUCGACAUAAAGAGGUAAAGGAGAAGAGGAAGAAGAAGAACUUAGCCCAUUAAGGUUCCCCCCCUCUCAUAAGGUUCCCCCAUUAAAUCAAUAAUAUUCGAUUCAGUAUUGCAUAUUGAAAUCUGUAGGCAACGUUGAAAGGAAUCCACAUACGUCCUUAGCCAGUCUCCGGUAGGACACUGAAACAUUCCACCACACAGUAUGGCCUCGGUCGCCGCUUGGCUGCCUUUCGCCCGAGCGGCGGCCAUUGGUUGGGUGCCGAUAGCCACCCAUCCGCUGCCACCGCCACCCAUGCCCAAGGAUCGACGCAAAACGGACGAUGAGAAGCUAUUAAUUAAUGUAUCUGGUCGCCGUUUUGAGACAUGGCGUAAUACACUGGAAAAAUAUCCGGACACGUUGCUUGGCUCCAAUGAGCGCGAAUUCUUCUAUGAUGAGGAUUGCAAGGAGUAUUUCUUUGAUCGGGAUCCGGAUAUAUUUCGACAUAUACUCAAUUACUAUAGGACGGGCAAAUUGCAUUAUCCCAAACACGAAUGCUUGACCAGCUACGAUGAGGAGUUGGCCUUCUUUGGCAUUAUGCCCGAUGUGAUUGGCGAUUGUUGUUACGAGGACUAUCGCGAUAGGAAACGAGAGAAUGCGGAACGUCUAAUGGAUGAUAAACUCUCCGAGAACGGUGAUCAGAAUCUACAGCAAUUGACCAACAUACGCCAAAAGAUGUGGCGUGCCUUUGAGAAUCCGCAUACAUCGACAUCAGCAUUGGUAUUCUACUAUGUCACAGGGUUCUUCAUUGCCGUAUCCGUGAUGGCGAAUGUGGUCGAAACCGUUCCCUGUGGCCAACGUCCCGGCAGAGCUGGCAGUUUGCCGUGCGGUGAACGCUACAAAAUCGUAUUCUUUUGCCUGGACACAGCCUGUGUGAUGAUAUUCACAGCUGAAUAUCUGUUGCGUCUAUUUGCCGCACCCGAUCGUUGUAAAUUUGUACGCUCCGUGAUGAGCAUCAUCGAUGUUGUGGCAAUUAUGCCAUAUUACAUUGGCCUGGGCAUUACCGAUAACGAUGAUGUUAGCGGCGCCUUUGUCACACUGCGAGUAUUUCGCGUAUUUCGUAUUUUUAAAUUCUCUCGGCAUUCUCAGGGUCUACGUAUCCUUGGCUACACCCUCAAAUCAUGCGCCAGCGAAUUGGGCUUUCUUGUGUUCUCGCUGGCCAUGGCCAUCAUUAUAUUUGCCACCGUCAUGUUCUAUGCCGAAAAGAAUGUGACUAGCACCAAUUUCACAUCGAUACCGGCUGCCUUCUGGUAUACCAUAGUGACCAUGACAACGCUGGGUUACGGUGACAUGGUCCCGGAGACAAUAGCUGGCAAAAUUGUGGGCGGUGUUUGCUCACUCAGCGGUGUGCUGGUCAUCGCCUUACCUGUACCUGUUAUUGUAUCGAACUUUAGUAGAAUUUAUCAUCAAAAUCAACGGGCGGAUAAGCGCAAGGCGCAGAGGAAAGCUCGCCUGGCCCGUAUACGCAUUGCGAAAGCUUCAUCGGGAGCGGCAUUUGUUAGCAAAAAGAAGGCAGCUGAAGCCCGAUGGGCUGCUCAGGAAUCUGGCAUUGAGCUGGAUGAUAAUUAUCGGGAUGAAGAUAUUUUUGAGUUGCAACAUCAUCAUUUGUUGCGAUGUCUUGAAAAGACAACGGAUCGCGAAUUUGUCGAAUUGGAAAUACCAUAUAAUGGCCAGCCAAAGCGACCGGGCUCGCCCUCGCCAAUGGCCAGUCCCGCCCAUUCGACAAAUAGUGCCGCAGGCCUCUUGCAAUCCUGUUGCGGACGGUGCUGUUCUCAGCGCUAUCAGGCCUGUGGAAAGUAUAUGCCAGCUGCCAGCAAUGCUCAAAAUAGCCAAAACAAUCAGCCCAUGGAUGGCACUUAUCUAGUGGAGGCCUCGUUCUGAGCCAGCAGCGGCAGCAGCAGCAACACCAAAAGAACGCGCAUCCAGAGAAGGAGGAGAAGGAGGAGGAGGAGGAUGAGUUGCAGCAGCAGCAGAAGCAGCGGCAGCUGUACCACCACCCCCGCCCCCGCUACCAAGCCGAGAUCAAGCAAAGAUGAAUGCUAAUGCUAAAUGCGAAUUUCAAUGAUUUAUGUUACGUUUAGAAGUCUAACUUAAAACAACUUUUAAAAUUACAAUGAAAGUUUUCAAUUUGUUGUAGUCAUUUUUGUCGAAUAGUAGCAAACAAAAUCCUCUAAACAAAAACAAAAAACCUAAACCACAAUAAGAAAACAAAUCAGAAGAAUGAAAUAUGCAACCAAUCCAAUUCACAAUCAAUCUAAUCUUCAAAAUCUGAUUUUCGAGUUUAACCACAAAAUCAGUUAAUCUACAAGAAAAACAAAAGUAAAAAAAACAAUGAGAAUAUUCGCAAAUUAAAUGUGUGUAAAAUGUAAAGAAGCACAUCAAGAACAAAAAAAAAAAAAAAAAAAUACUACAACAAAUUAACAAAAAUAAUAAUAAUACAGAUAAUAUAUAUGAAUAUAAUAUAAAACAAAAACAAAAAAAAAAACAACACAAAAUUGGAUUUGAUUAGCGAGGCCAUAUUAAUAAAUAAAACAACACAACAACAACAAACACUUGAAGUAAUACGAGUAUAUAAUGAAAUAAUACAUACAUAACAUAACAAGCAACACUAUUUACUUUAUAUAGGUGACAAGACAACAACAACAAAUGAAAAAAAACAAGAAAAACAACAAAAAAGCAUACAGAAACCAAAGCAUUUUAGAGGAAUUUACUAAAACCAAAAUGGAAAAUAAUAAUAAUAAUUAUAAUAAUAAUAAUAAAAGAAAAACAUAUAUUAAUAAAUGAAAGCAAACAGAA